Molecule: messenger RNA, 1231 nt
Organism: Cornus florida
Lineage: Eukaryota; Viridiplantae; Streptophyta; Magnoliopsida; Cornales; Cornaceae
Exons: 2
Coding region: 114-1016 (300 amino acids)
Source: RefSeq, a predicted model, not a curated record
AGUCAUUAAUGACAUUGCCCCCACACCCACCUCUCUAGCUAGCUCCUCAUACCCCCCUUAACCAUUCCCUUUCCCCUCUCUUCCUCUCUCAAUUCCCUCCAAAGAAAGGAAUUAUGCUUAAUCCAGCAACUGAACUAGCCAGCAACCAUGCCCAUGCAUUCAAUCCAACCAGACAAAAAAAUGACAGUUAUGACAGUUGGGAUGCUACUAGUUUUGGUGCCAAACCUCGAAAAACAGCCAAAAACUAUGACAACUAUAGGAAUUCCAAUGGUGGGGGAGUUCAGUUUAGACCUGAUUGUAUGGAAGAUGAAUCCGGUGUUUGUUCACCGCCUCUGUGGACAACAAGUCCAUCUAGAAGUCCAUUGCAUCCGCGACAUCCACACAACAGUUACCGCGCUCUAUCUCCAAACUCAAGAGAUCAAGAAAUAGCCAGAGGUCAGUGGGAGCUUAUGGAGAUGGUCAAGAACAUGCCUGAGUCAUCCUAUGAGCUGUCCUUGAGAGAUCUUGUUCAGCACAGUAAAAUGGAAGCUCAAGAAGAGUGUUUGCUUGAAGAGAAAUUUUUUGAAAAUGGAUUAGUAAACCAAAGUGUGCAGAUCAAGAGGCAAGAAAUUAAGAAUAGUGAAUGGAAAGCAAAGAUGAUGAGAAGUGGAAGCAUUGAGCAUAGGGGAUUGUUUCUUAAGAUGGUCUUUCCAGUUUCUUUGGGAUCAAUGAAGAAAAAAAAUUUAGGAAAAAAACCUUGUGCUAAAGUUUCUCCGAAUCAUAAGGCUACGGAAAAAUCUCCAAAGGGUGUUGAUAAAGAGUGGUGGAAGCUGAAAAGAUUUUCCUUUUCAAGUGAGAGUGAAGCUGGUGGAGGAAGCAGCCCGGGUGGAAGCACCGGAAAUAGUGGCAGCAGAAGUAGCAGUAGCAACAGCAGCAAAGGCAGAAGGAAGAGGAGUGUUUUCUUACAUGGGUGCUGUUACUUUUCUCACACCAAGAAGAGUAUCUUCAAAGUGGAAAAGCAGACUACCACUAAAUAAUGUCUGGAUGACCUAGCAUAUGCAUGUAUAUUCUUUAAAGAUUUUCACAUACAUGGUAUUUCUAUUUCUUUUUUCUUUUUUUCUUUUUCUUUUUUCAUUUUAUCAGUUUCCCAAUUUUCAUCUACUUUUGUUUGGCAAGAGAGAGAGUGUUGAGCUUUCUUAAUUUUUCUUUUCUACUAUAGCAAUAGAACAAUUAAAUAAUGUCAUUCUCUGUC